Molecule: messenger RNA, 1383 nt
Organism: Sodiomyces alkalinus F11
Lineage: Eukaryota; Fungi; Ascomycota; Sordariomycetes; Glomerellales; Plectosphaerellaceae
Product: acyl-CoA dehydrogenase fadE12
Exons: 3
Coding region: 1-1383 (460 amino acids)
Molecular function (GO): flavin adenine dinucleotide binding; acyl-CoA dehydrogenase activity
Source: RefSeq, a predicted model, not a curated record
AUGAAUUCAACAAAGCUGCAGCACCUGUUUUGGCUGUGCUGUUUGUGUUCCGCCUUCGAUUCCUGUAUUCGUAGGACCCCUGACAAGUUCCCGAGUCACGACUCCCGACUCCCGACUUACCCACGAGUCUACUAUCUACCCUCAAGGCAAUACCACCAUUAUUACCUCGAGUUCGAUGUUAAGCAUGGGACAAGGGGCAUAAUGAGCAUGGCUGGGUUUACCGAGAACCAGAUCAUGGUAAGGGAGGCCAUUGGCCGAAUCUGCUCCGAGUUCCCCAACACAUACUGGCAGGAACGAGACCAAACCGAGACCGAUCCGAAAGACUUCCACGCCGCCCUGGCCAAGGACGGCUGGCUGGGCAUCGCGCUCCCCGAGUCUCUCGGCGGCGCCGGGCUGGGCAUCUCCGAGGCGACCAUGAUGAUGCAGGCCAUCACGGAAUCCGGCGCAGGCAUGGCGGGCGCGCAGUCCGUCCACGCCAACGUCUACGCCACCCAACCCCUGGCCGCCUUCGCGUCCCAGCCCCAGCUCGAGACGGCGAUCCCCAACGUCGUUUCCGGGAAAUGGCGCGUCUGUUUCGGCGUGACCGAGCCCGACGCGGGACUCGACACCUUAUCUCUAUCGACCACGGCCACCAAACGCAAAGACGGAUCGUACAGCAUCACGGGGAAGAAAAUCUGGAUCACCUGCGCCCAGGUCGCGGCCAAGAUGGUCCUCUUAGCGCGCACCGCACCCGACUCUCUUUCCCUCUUCUUCAUCCAUCUCGACAGAGACAAACCAGGCCUCGACAUCCGCAGGAUCAAGAAGAUGGGAGGCCGCGCCGUCGACGCCAACGAGGUCUUCUUCGACGACUACCGCGUGCCCAGCUCCUCUCUCAUCGGCGACGAAGGCAACGGCUUCAAGAUGAUCCUCCACGGCAUGAACGCCGAGCGGUGUCUCCUCGCCGGCGAGGCCCUCGGGCUGGGCUACGCCGCCCUGGCCAAGGCCGCCACCUACGCCAAGGAGCGCGUCGUGUUCCGGCGCCCCAUCGGCAUGAACCAAUCCGUCGCGCAUCCCCUGGCCGACGCGUACAUGCGUCUCGAAGCGGCCAAGCUGGCUACCUACCACGCGGCCAGGCUGUAUGACGCCAGCAGGGGCGGCGACGGUUCCGUCAGCGUCCACGACGUCGCUGUGGCCGCGAACAGCGCCAAGUACCUUGCGGCCGAGGCCGCCUUUGCGGCUUGCGAGAGGGCCGUCUUGGCCCAUGGCGGGAUGGGGUACGCCGUCGAGUACGAUGUCGAACGGUGGUUCAGGGAGUCUCUGGUGCCGCGCAUUGCACCGGUGAGCCGAGAGAUGAUCCUGAACUUUAUCAGCGAGAAGGUGCUCAAGUUGCCGCGGAGUUAUUGA